Rotaria sp. Silwood1 is the source of this 330-nucleotide messenger RNA. The record is from the annotation of a GenBank genome assembly. Lineage: Eukaryota; Metazoa; Rotifera; Eurotatoria; Philodinida; Philodinidae.
AUGACUGAUCCCCGAUUUUGUUAUAAGUCAGUAACAGAUAUAGACUUGGAAAUUUUCAACAAGUAUAAGAGUUCUAUUAAUAGUGAAGUUCGAAAAAAAUAUCCGUCAGUUCCAGCUAAUUUUGAACUGAAGCCAGUGCGUGUUCGACACGUCGAAGCCUGUGGCACGAUUCAUGAUUACAAAAUCGCUUUACCCGAUAACAAAUUUGUCAAAGUUUCUUUUCUGACAGGAGGUGAUUAUAUGCCACCGUCUGACCGUAAGCCAGAUUGGAAACCACCAGAGCCUCGCAUCACGGUUGACGAUACAUUAACAUCAACAGCUGAUGAAUGA